Ectocarpus sp. CCAP 1310/34 is the source of this 430-nucleotide messenger RNA. The record is from the annotation of a GenBank genome assembly. NCBI's taxonomy places the organism in Eukaryota, Phaeophyceae, Ectocarpales, Ectocarpaceae.
AUGUUUGGUGUGAAAAGCGAUGGAAUCGCAGCCCAAGCAUCCGAGGCGCGAAAGUGUCAGCACUACGCUCGUCCGGGACACGUGUCCUUUGACGAACGCAGCUUUAAACUUACCACCUUAGCCGUGGAAAGCUUUGGCCGCCUUGGAGAGGAGGGUUACGAGUUCAUCGAUGAACUUGCGACACAUGCCGUGGGAGGAAGGGACGGAGGAACGAUGGCUCUGAAAGGAGUCUUCAAGGAACGACUUCUUCAGAUCGUUUCGGUGGCUACACAGGUGGCCAUAUCUCGGCGAGUGCAGAGGUACAAGCUCGCAUUGCGCGGGCGUCAAGACGCCGAAAACAGGCGAACAAGAUCGACCUCGGACCAGUCAACGCCAAUGAUAUGGGGAUGGAGUGUAGACGCAUCGUAGAACGCGUUUUCGUUUGAAGUUG